UUGUUGAUGGAGUCUUUAAACUUGUAGUUGCUGUUUUCCAGACUGAAGCAGAGUCGUUAGCUGAAAACUGGUUUUAGAGGUUCAUUCAGGACACCUUCUCAGGCUCUUACAGCCUUACCUGUAUCAUAACAAAGUGUAUAAACCCCAAUCCACCUUUAACAUGGUCCUUCUCCCAAACCUUCAAAUAGGACUUUCUGGCCCUGUCAUAGUAAAGGGCUGCUUAGAAUAUUAGAGCCAAUGUCACAAAGUUCCUCCUGAAGUAUAAGUGAGUGAGAGAGUUUCCUCACUUUGCAGCACAACACGUCUCACAAGAUUUCUACAAGCAAUCAGAGUGAAAUUUGUACUUUGUGUUGUCAGAUGAACAUAUGAGACACUUUGACUCUUCAGUGCAGUGUGGAGCCUAACAAAGAUCUGUUUUGUGUCCCAGCUGAUCAGCAGGAGGAGAAGAGUCUGACGGAGCAGCAGAGGAACAUUUUCAGCCAUCUGGACUCAGCUGAGUCACUACAGAGGAAACAAUGAGCUCAACACAGGAGGACCAACAUGGAGCGAGAAGUCAGCGCUCUCAGGAGGCCGACAAACCUCACAGAAGAAAGAGAGAGAAAACAUACAGCUGUGACGAGUGUGGGAAGGAGUUUACUGUGAAGUAUAAACUAAAACGUCAUCAGGUCAUCCACACUGGAGAGAGACCGUACAGUGUGACUUGUGUGGAAAGUUUUUCCUGGAAGCUUUCCCUAAAAGCACACCAGGUCAUUCACAGUGGAGUUAAAGCGUACAGCUGUGAUCAGUGUGGCAGAGCUUUUUCUCGCAAGAGCAGCUUACAGCGGCAUCUAGUUAGUCACUCUGGAAUUAAGGCAUACAGCUGUGAGAUUUGUGGAAAAACCUUCAGCCGGCCGUUCAGCCGAACCAUACACCUACGCAUUCACACCAGACAUGAUGUGUACUGGUGUGAUCAGUGUGGCAAACAGUUUAUAACAGACACACAAUUACAUGGCCACAUGUUUACCCACACUGAGGAGAGACCUCAUAAAUGUGACCUGUGUGAGAAGACUUUUAAAUCUCCACAUUACCUGAGACGACACCAACAGAUCCACACCAGAAAGAGACUCUACAAGUGCAGUUACUGUGAGAAGCAGAGCGACACAGGUGGAUCCAGUUCUCAACCCUGUCAUCACUGUGGUGGUGGGAAAGACUUCCUCUGUGACCUUUGUGGGAGAACUUUCAUUCUUCAGCGAAGCCUAAUACUACAUCAACGUAGACACACUGGAGAAAAACUGAACUACUGCAAAGAAUGUGGGAGAGGCUUCCCCAAACCAAGUGACUUAAAACAACAUGAACUGAUUCACAGUGGGGUUAAAAAUCACCUCUGUGAUCAGUGUGGGUCAUCCUUCAUUAGUGCCAGUAGCCUUAAAAUACACAAACGUGUCCACACAGGAGAGAAACCAUACAAGUGCAGACACUGUGACAGAAGCUUCUCAUGUUCAUCUGCUCGUAACCAUCAUGAACGUACACACAUGGAAGGAAACUACAGCUGUGACCAGUGUGACAAGACCUUCAGGAAUCUCAGUUCAUACUCCAAACACAAACAAUCCCACGUUACUAAUAAACUGUUUCACUGUUACCAAUGUGCCAAAACAUUCACUUCAUUAUCUGCUCUGUGCAAACAUCAGCGUGAUCACUCAGGGCUGAAAUCACUCCCAUCACUGGAUCACAGUGAAUCUGCAGAGACAGAAAGAUCCUCUGGUUUCAGGGUCAGACUCAAAACCCUUGAGAUCAGGCUCCACAGAGUUCAGAUGGAAUCUCCUGUAAAGAUCUAAUCAGGUAACUUUGAAUGAAAAUGUUCUGCUACUUAAAUUUUAAGCUUUCUACACUGUUCUGCGUCAGUGUUCGUGGCGAAUGGUUAGCUUUGUUCCAGCAGUUGGAUG
Molecule: messenger RNA, 1922 nt
Organism: Haplochromis burtoni (Burton's mouthbrooder)
Lineage: Eukaryota; Metazoa; Chordata; Actinopteri; Cichliformes; Cichlidae
Product: zinc finger protein 271-like
Exons: 3
Coding region: 516-1814 (432 amino acids)
Biological process (GO): regulation of transcription by RNA polymerase II
Cellular component (GO): nucleus
Molecular function (GO): DNA-binding transcription factor activity, RNA polymerase II-specific; RNA polymerase II cis-regulatory region sequence-specific DNA binding
Source: RefSeq, a predicted model, not a curated record